Messenger RNA from Oncorhynchus masou masou (cherry salmon), 2223 nucleotides. It is a transcript of the gene slc25a47b, whose product is annotated as solute carrier family 25 member 47b. The record is from RefSeq and is a predicted model, not a curated record. Gene Ontology annotation, cellular component: mitochondrion. Gene Ontology annotation, molecular function: transmembrane transporter activity. Bases 289 to 1266 code for a protein of 325 amino acids. Gene Ontology annotation, biological process: transmembrane transport. NCBI's taxonomy places the organism in Eukaryota, Metazoa, Chordata, Actinopteri, Salmoniformes, Salmonidae. The transcript is spliced from 6 exons.
CGGUGUAGCAUUUUGAUGUUUGACAGUAGCUAGCUACCAUAGCUGUGUAGGUCGUCUAUGGUCACGUUAGAUCUCUGUGUAGAAAGCUUUAGUAAACAUUUUCUGAUGCGACGUAUACCUAAUUCACCUGACAGUGAAUCGACGAGGAGAAUCAUAUUAAAUGAUAUUUAGAUCAAAAUUGAAGGUCGUGACUCGUGUUAUCUAGAAAAGCAUCAUAGCUUGGCUAACUAGCUUUUAGCAGGCAGCCAUCUAAAUGAAUUGAGUUGACCCCCCCCCAAGGAGGAAAAUAUGCAUUUGGCAGAUUUCGUUGCUGGUUCCGUUGGAGGAGCCUUUGGAGUGGCUGUGGGGUAUCCUUUGGACACAGUGAAGGUGAGAAUACAGACACAAAGGAGAUUCACAGGAGUUUGGCAAUGUAUUCAUACUACGUGGAAGACAGAAGGGGUGAGUGGAUUCUACAGGGGCAUGUCCAUGCCAGUCACCACUGUGUCCAUUAGCUCCUCUGUAGUGUUUGGCGUCUACAGGAAUGUCCUGCAGUGUUUACAUCAACUACGAUCCACCUCCACAGGUUUGGAUUUUCUGCCAGCCAAAGUGGACUUCUUCUUGUCCGGGUUGUCAGGAGGUGUUGCCCAGGUAUCUGUAAUGGCACCAGCUGACAUAGUAAAAGUACGGAUGCAGUGUCAGAUGGUACACCAAGGCUUGGACGCUCAGCAACCCAAGUAUCGCGGCCCAAUGCACUGUCUGCUGACCAUCGCUCGUGAAGAGGGCUUCCUCGGACUGUACAAGGGAGCUGGUGCCCUCGCCCUGCGAGACGGCCCCUCUUUUGCCACCUACUUCACUAUUUACCACGUUAUCUGUGAGCAGCUAUCCCCACCUGAGAACACCCAGCCAGGUAAACACACAGCACCUGAGAACACCCAGCCAGGUAAACACACAGCACCUGAGAACACCCAGCCAGGUAAACACACAGCACCUGAGAACACCCAGCCAGAGUGGAAUGUGGUUCUGCUUGCUGGUGGACUGUCAGGGAUGUGUGGCUGGUGCAUAGGGACACCCAUGGACGUGAUCAAAUCCCGUCUGCAGGUGGACGGUAUGGGCAAGAGGAGAUACACAGGUUUCUUCCACUGCAUCGCACAGAGCAUACGCACUGAGGGGCCUGGUGUUCUCUUCAAAGGCCUGGGCCUCAAUUGCAUACGGGCCUUCCCUGUCAACAUGUCCGUGUUCGCCAUGUACGAGGUGGUUGUGCGCCUCCUCCGACCGAAAACUUGAAUUUAAAGGCUUUGGUUGUUCAUUAGGUGCCGAAUGGACUGAAAUAGGAACUACUGGGCCGAGAACAAAUUUGGACACGGUCUGCACUAAUGAAUCCAACCUUGUCUUUGAAGACUUGGGUGAUGGGAUUCUAUUUUAAUUGUUUUCCAUGACUAGAAUAACACUCAAUCCAUUGUUUGUUGUAUCAUUAUUCACCUUUGCCUCAGUUGCUGCUAUGUGAUUUUUAUAUAGUGCCAUACUGCCCUAUAAGGGGAAACUACAAUUCCUCAGUAAGAUUUAUUUUAAAUAUUCCUGCAUAGUAUUUCAAGGGAAAAUAUGAAUUGAAAAUGAAUAAUAAGCUAAAACAGUUUUAUGGUUGAGUUCUGAUUGGGCCUAAUAGUACUACAGAAACUUACUUCCAUUAUUUUGACUUACCUACUUUUUACACAACAUUCCCUCACUGACCUUAGAACAUAACAGGGGUGUAUUUUACACCGCAGGAUCACUUGAUUUCAAUGGCUAGAACUGAAGCUGACGGACAACGUGGCUUAGAAAAUAUGAAGUUUUUCCUGAAUACUGUAUUAAUGAAAGUUACUUGUUGAUCCUGCCCAAAUAAUUAUCCCACUGUUCAUAUCGCUCCUGUCGGCAGCUCGGAAACAAGAGUCUUUGAAGUAGGGCCACCAUCCAGCAGUAUACUGGGGGUCCAUCAUCAGUAUUUAGGAAUUGAUUAACUUCUGCCACAGGCUUUCACCUCACCUUCAGUAUGAAAGUGAGCAAAGCCCGGGAGCUGAGGCUAGGAAUUUAUCAACUUUGCUUUGUUACUGUAUCCAAGCAGUAUCAAUUAUUUGUCCUUGACUUGGACAGUAUUUAAUGGUACUGUCUAAACUCCCAGUUCUCAAAAAUACUGCAAGUCAUUCUCUGUAUACCACAUGUACUGAUGAUCCUGUACGUGUGAUUGUGUUUGAGACAAAACAAAAC